Harpegnathos saltator (Jerdon's jumping ant) is the source of this 899-nucleotide messenger RNA. RefSeq names its product trafficking protein particle complex subunit 2-like protein. The coding region runs from base 151 to 741 and encodes 196 amino acids. NCBI's taxonomy places the organism in Eukaryota, Metazoa, Arthropoda, Insecta, Hymenoptera, Formicidae. The transcript has 7 exons. The record is from RefSeq and is a predicted model, not a curated record. Gene Ontology annotation, biological process: respiratory electron transport chain; endoplasmic reticulum to Golgi vesicle-mediated transport.
GUUCUAUGCAGCGUGGUUCACACUGCUGAUUUCAUAUCUACCCAUCUUUGGUGGAGACUAUCGAAAGUGAUAAUAAUGAUAACUUAUCAAAUAACUUUCAAGAUGCAGUUUACAAGUUAAUUCAAGCUGAGUCCAGAUUUAUUACGUGACAUGUCACAGCGCACUAAAGUUCUCGAGUUGUACAAGACGCUAUUAUACAUGGGUCGAGACUAUCCGAAGGGAUAUCAAUAUUUUAGGACCAAGCUGAGGAGAGCCUUCGACAAAAACAAAGCAGAAACCGAUUCCGAGAAAAUCGAUAAGAUGAUAGGACAUGAAUCUGAAAACAUGGUCGCUUGCGUAGCUGUUAUUGGUAAGGAUAAUUCUCCAAAAUAUAUCAAAUGUGCGGAUGAAGCUUCUGCACUACAAUUUCACUACAAGGUACACACAUCCAUCGAUAUCAUAGAAGAGAAGCUGAGUGUAGGAAAUAAAACAGCAGUGGAUACACGCGACUUGUAUCUAGGUUUAUUGUUCGCAACAGAAGAAUACAAAAUAUAUGGUUAUGCAACUAACACGAAAAUUAAAUUUGUCAUAGUACUACAAUCAUCCAAUGUAUCAUUAAGGGAAAAUGACGUAAAGAUGACCUUUAAGAAGUUACAUGCUGCAUAUUCCAACGCAGUUUGUAAUCCAUUCUACAUUCCAGGCGAUCAAAUCAAUUCUAAGUCAUUUAAUGCAUCAGUGAUGGAAAUAAUGAAUGUUUUAUAAUAUCUUAGGCAUAUAGGAUAAGAUUCUAUUUAUUCAAGUAACUGCACACAUGUUACAAUUCAACAAAGAUAAAAUUAAGCGAUACACAAAUGUUCUGUAAUAAUAUUCUCGUUGGUGAAUAAUCAAUCAAUAAAUGAUAAUUCCGAAAGAUACUGUAA